Messenger RNA from Peronospora matthiolae, 2412 nucleotides. The record is from the annotation of a GenBank genome assembly. Lineage: Eukaryota; Oomycota; Peronosporomycetes; Peronosporales; Peronosporaceae.
AUGAGCCCAAGCGACAACGACUCGACUCCUCACCAGCAAACCCCGGUACGCGACGUCGCCAGGACGGACACUCACGCACAAAACGUGGUUGCUGACCCGUCCGGGAUGCGCGAGGAGACGCGAUCGGCUUUGGACGCGUCCGAAGCCCAAAAGAGCGCGAGUCGUAUUUCUGAUGCGAGCUCUGAGCGGAUGGACCGGCUUGAAGGACUCCUCGAAGGGAUGGCACAGCAACAAGCUCAGUUUAUGGCAAACCAGAUGAAGAUGCAAGACCAGAUGAGUCGCCGUGCCGAUGCUGCUCCCACGCAUCCUGCCGAGCACUUGUUCAAUGGUUCAAGCGCGCUCACCGACUUUAUCAGAGCGCGGGACCGUCGGAUGAGGAGGGGCUCACUAGAUGAGCCCAUGCAGAAUGCCAUGCCGCCUGUAACGCCAUGCAUGCCGCCGCCUAAUCAGCCGCCGCAGCAAGUAAACCAGAAUCAGCCACCGAGAUCGUCGCCGAAUUUUACGCCGCGUGAAGAUUAUGGGUUAAAGAUACCUAAGCCUCGGGACCUGGACUGGCCCGGCUUUGCCAAGUUUACGGGUAAGGUGACAUACCCAGGCGUGGGUGCCGACUUCAAGGCGCGGGGUAUGCGUUUCCUACAACGAGUCGGUGCAGCUCAGAGGAUGAGCGGAGGUGAUUGGCCAGAAGAGUUUAAGGUCCUCGCGCUGAGUGGUAAGCUGGAUGGAGCGGCACUCAGCUAUUACGAGAAGAUGCUGCCGGUGUGGUCGUCGGUGUCGAACACACUCGAACACGUCCUGAACAGCAUGCUGUUGCUGUACAUGACGCCGAUUCCAUCUACUAAAGGAAUUGAGCUAAUGAUAAGCGAGAAGGAUCAAAACAAGACAUGUCCCGAGCACUACCGCUACCUUGUGUACGUGGCAGAGCGGUCGGGAAAUUCGGAGCAGAGUGUGCUAGAAUGCUUAUGCAAGUCGGCACCAUCGCACAUUCAAACCGCGAUGUUAACUCGGAUGAAUGCUCAACGACCUGAUUACCUUGUACAAGCUGCUGAGCUUGUUGCGUUCGCGAUUGAUUUUGAAAUUAGCAUGAAGAAGACGAAUAGCGGAGGAGGCCGAGACCGAGCUGUUCGAUCAAGCCGCGCGCUAGUAGUUCGCUACCCCGGCGGUGGACGAAGCGACCAAGGAGGGCGCGAAAGGAGAUACGUUGCACGGGUUGAAAGUGCCGAUUCUCGCAAAUGUUAUGGCUGUGGCGAGGCUGGUCAUAUUAAGGCCAACUGUCCAAAAAAAAGCGGUUCGAGCGUGCACCUUGUGAAAGAUGCGAUGAUGUUGAAGAACGUGAAGGAUUGCGACCAUUCAUGUCGCGCGGCAAACAACACGAUGGUCCGAGUGACCAAAGUGGGAACGGCCGAGCUGAAGACGGUGGUCAAUGGAAAAGAGGUUAUCGUGGACCUCACCGAGGUCUACUACGCUAGCAACCUUGCUGACAACAUCAUCAGCUAUGGUUUAUUGGAGGAACGUGGUGUGUUCCUCAUGCGAGAAGGCGGCCAAAGUUAUGUGGUGCGCCAAGAGGACAACAGGAAGAUAUUCGAAGUCUUCCGCCGCAACAAUGUCCUGACUAUCGACGUCAUGGGCGAGAGCACAACGGAUGCACGAGUACGAGUGGUCAACUUAGCCGUGCAAGAAGGUUUCGACGAAAUAGAUGAAGCAGUCACGGAUACAACACUGCUGGAAUUGCACCAAAGACUGGGCCAUCUUUCCUACGAUACUAUCGUACGCAUGGCCGACUCGGCAGGUUCAGGUAUCCGGUUGACCGACCGAACGAGGCCAAAUUGUUUGACUUGCGCACAGGGCAAACAGAGCAAGAACAACCAGCCCAAGAAGGACACAGGAAGGAAUGCACCGAUCGACAAGCUCGGGGGUGUUAUCGGUAGCGACAUCAAAGGACCAAUGACUCCGAAGGACCGUCGUGGAAAUCGAUACCUCAUCAACUUCGUCGACUACUCGACGAAUUGCGUACGCGUGUUCGUCGCCAAGAGAAAGAUCGAGGCUACAAAGAAUUUUAAGCACUUUCUACUCUAUUACGAGAAGAGAUUCAACUGUCGCAUCCAUGUGUUGCGCACGGACGGUGGCAAGGAGUACGUUAACGUCGAUCCGUUGUGCAAGUCAGCUGGAGUGAGACGUCAACUCAGCGAGGCCGAUAAUCAAGCAUCAAAUGGAAAAGCUGAGCGAAUGCACAGAACUAUCCUCAACAUGGCAAGAUGUAUGCUGUUUGCGAGCGGCUUGCCUUUUUUCUUUUGGGGCGACGCCGUCGAGUAUGCAGCUUAUGUUCUAAAUCGAAGCUCGUGCAGUGCCAACCCGAAGCGUAUGUCGCCGCUAGAGAUGUUGACAGGUAACAUAUCGAAUCUGGUGGACUGGUGA